CCAGGCGAGCUGCUAGUGGGCGUACGGUCCGUUUCUAACACAAACAUCUUACCUGAUUUAAAAUGAAAUACAAUAUCUUAGGUAAUACUGAUAUGAAGGUUUCCCAUGUUAGUAUGGGAGGAGCAUCUUUCAGCAACAUUUACGGAUCAUUCAACGAGGAAAAAAGUCUACAACUUAUUAAGAAAACUCUAAGUUUAGGAGUAAACUACUUGGAAACUGGGCCGUGGUACGGUCAGGGAAGUUCAGAGAAAGUUAUAGGCAAGGCGCUCAAAGACAUCCCAAGAGAUACGUAUUUCAUCGCAGUCAAAGUUGGACGCUACGAGAAAGAUAUCCGGAAAAUGUUCGACUUCUCUGAAGAGAAGACUGAAGCGGUCGUGGACAACACUUUAAAACUUCUUCAACUCGACUACGUGGAUCUGAUUCAAAUGCACGAUAUCACUUUUGCACCGGACAUUUCAAUAAUUCUAAAAGAAACCCUGCCAGCAUUGGACAGAGCUGUGAAAGAUGGCAAAGCCAGAUAUAUCGGAGUAGCUGACUAUGAUUUAGAUUUGAUGAAGGAGAUAAUUGAAGAGUCUGACAUCCAACUAUCUACAAUUCUGUCAUAUUCUAAAUCCACAUUAUUUGACAACCGAUUACAAAAUUAUACAAAAUACUUUAAGAGUAAAGGCGUGGGCAUAAUAAACGCAGCGGCUACCGGCAUGGGCCUGCUGACCAACCGCGGGCCGCAGCCUUGGCACCCAGCAAGUGAUGACAUCAAAGCGCUUUGCCAACGAGCGUCUAAUUACUGCAAGGAGCAAGGAGUAGAGCUGGCUCGACUAGCAACAUGGUUCACCUUAAACCAGCCCGACGUUGAUACGAAUGUGUGCGGAUUUUUCAACAUAGAUCAAAUGGAGGACACCUUGAAUGUCUCAGAAAAAGGGCUCACCGAACAUGAAAAGGCGGUGUUAGCUCAUCUGCAAUUGAGGUUUUUUGACAAUGUUACAUUACACUGGGAUGAAGUAGAAUUGAAUGCAUACAAGACAAAAUUAGAGAACAUUACUACAUUAUAAUAAAUUUACUUACCCUGGGCAAAUAUGGCAAUCAGCGACAGAAACUUCGGAAUGCCACACGCCGCACCGAUUGUUUUUCUAAAUUAAGCAUUGUUACAAGCGUCCACAACCUGGAAAAGAGCAUAGAUAUAGCUGGUCAAGCAAAUCUUGUCAGUAAAAAAAGGCGCGAAAUUCAAAUUUUCUAUGGGACAAUAUCCCGUCGCGCCUACAUUUUUCAAAUCUGCCGCCUUUUUCUACUGACAAGAUCUGCUUGACCAAGUAUACCUAUCAUUAUAGGAACCGUAUAACUACCCAACUAUAGUCCAAACUUACAAAACUCCCAAUUCUGGUCCAUAUAAUUAACUCUUUUUAUUAUUAAUUAAAAAAUGUAGGUACUAUAGUAGCAAAGGUAUCUAGUAUUUUAGUAACUCCGUAAAAGUCUAAGAAAAAAUCGUACCUCAAAAAUCAAGAAAAAUGUAAGUUCGAAUAGAUGGCGCCAUACUUUUGGCAUAUACUCGCGACGCCGUUUGAUAUUUAACAAUUUGAACACACGUCACUGAAAGAAUCAAAGAAAAAAAUGAAUAAAAAAGAAAGAAGAAAAAUAGAAGAAAAGAAACAAGUGAAGAAGAGUGGUCAAAGUCAUGGCGUACUAAAAAUAUAAAUAUUAAAAUUAAUAAGUCUUAAAUCACUUAUCCAUAUAUAUAAUUAUUUGAUAUUUUUUUCCAUUUUUAGUUUUAAUCCUGUGUCGAAAGAUCGCAGUACAUUUAUUACAACAUUUACCUACUAAGACAAUGAGCCUCUAUGCCUACUCUCUUUGAUAGUAUAAUUAAUUAUAUGUUUACAUUUACAUGUACAGUCGCCAUCAAAUAUAUCGGUGCGGCCAAGGUGUCCACAAUAUCUGAACAUGCACUCUAACGCCCUGACAAAAGAGGCGUGUUAAGAUAAUUGUGAGCACCUUGGCCGCUCUGAUAUAUCUGAUGGCGACUGUACAUAAAUACUAUUAAUGGAAGAAAACUCUUAGAAAAAAAAGCAAAAGAACAUUAUUCGUAAUUAAUGUAAUUAUAAAUUAAUGAUGGCUUGAACUGAUGGUGCAGUAUAAUUGUAAGUACUAAGUAGUACUUACUGGAGUUUUACUGAUAAAAUGUCGCGUAUUUAGGAAUAGUAGGUAAGAUCUUUAGGGUAAAAAAGGGAUUAAAAUUAUGUAUGUAUAUCUCUUAAGCUUAAGUAUAUCCGAUGUCUCUUACAUAUCUGAUGAUUAUUGUUAUUUGCCAAAAUAUACUUUUUGAGCAGUUUUCUACUAA
This is a messenger RNA of Cydia fagiglandana, 2329 nucleotides long. RefSeq lists its product as uncharacterized. The transcript is spliced from 8 exons. Gene Ontology annotation, molecular function: L-galactose dehydrogenase activity. Gene Ontology annotation, cellular component: cytosol. Bases 63 to 1049 code for a protein of 328 amino acids. The record is from RefSeq and is a predicted model, not a curated record. Lineage: Eukaryota; Metazoa; Arthropoda; Insecta; Lepidoptera; Tortricidae.